Molecule: messenger RNA, 1258 nt
Organism: Castor canadensis (American beaver)
Lineage: Eukaryota; Metazoa; Chordata; Mammalia; Rodentia; Castoridae
Gene: Ostm1
Product: osteoclastogenesis associated transmembrane protein 1
Biological process (GO): osteoclast differentiation
Cellular component (GO): cytosol
Source: RefSeq, a predicted model, not a curated record
AAGCGGCGGCUGUCUGCUGCUGCGGGCUGUGGGCGGAGCAGCAGCACCGUGAGACUCGGGUCUUGUGAACUAGGUGAUGGAUUCCGACCCGAUAGUGGCGCGGCGGAGGCCAUCGCUGCUGCGGUGGCUGCCACCGAUGCUGCUGCUGUGGUCCAGGUUGGCCCUUGGCGCCCUCUAUUUUAGCAGCCGUCCUCAUAGGGUCUUUCCCGACCUUCUGUCAGAGCAGCAGUUGCUGGAGGUGGAGGACUUGACCCUGUCCCUGCUGCAGGGUAGAGGUGUGGGGCCACUGUCGCUACCCCCGGACCUACCGGAUCUGGAUCCCGAGUGCCGGGACCUGCUGUUGGACUUCGCUAACAGCAGCGCGGAGCUGACCGGGUGUCUAGUGCGCAGCGCUCGGCCGGUGCGCCUCUGCCAGACCUGCUACCCCCUCUUCCAACAGGUCGCCAGCAAGAUGGACAACAUCAGCCGAGCUGUGGGGAAUACCUCAGAGAGUCAGAACUGUGCCAGAAGUCUCCUAAUGGCAGAUAGAAUGCAAAUAGUUGUGGUUCUGUCAGAGUUUUUUAAUAACACAUGGCAAGAAGCAAAUUGUGCAAAUUGUUUAACUAACAACAGUGAAGAUUUAUCAAACAGCACAGAACAUUUCCUCAGUCUAUUUAACCAAACCUUGACCUGCUUUGAGCAUAAUCUUCAGGGGAGCACACACAGUCUUCUACCACCAAAAAAUUACUCAGAAGUAUGCAAAAACUGUCAGGAAGCAUAUAAAAACCUGAGUGGUCUGUAUAGUGAAAUGCAAAAAAUGAAUGAACUUAAGAAUAAGGCUGAACCUGGAACACAUUUAUGCAUUGAUGUGGAAGAUGCAAUGAACAUCACUCGAAAACUUUGGAGCCGAACUUUCAACUGUUCAGUCCCUUGCAGUGACACAGUGCCUGUAAUUGCUGUUUCUGUGUUCAUCCUCUUUCUACCUGUUGUCUUCUACCUUAGUAGCUUUCUUCAUUCAGAGCAAAAGAAACGCAAACUCAUUUUGCCCAAACGUCUCAGGUCCAGUACCAGUUUUGCAAACAUUCAAGAAAAUUCAAACUGAAGCUACAAAGUGGAGACUUGCCAUCGUAUCACACAGAUGAGUGGUGGAAGAUCAACUGUGACCUGACAAGUCAUGUUCAUAAGAAAUGCAGGGACUUCAGAUUUAUUUUUAAAUAAGAAUUUUCAAUUUUCUUCUGCUUUCUACCCUCUUUUCAAUGAGUUGGGUAUUUUUUAAGUU